Molecule: messenger RNA, 1239 nt
Organism: Lotus japonicus
Lineage: Eukaryota; Viridiplantae; Streptophyta; Magnoliopsida; Fabales; Fabaceae
Product: delta(7)-sterol-C5(6)-desaturase-like
Exons: 3
Coding region: 106-933 (275 amino acids)
Biological process (GO): lipid biosynthetic process
Molecular function (GO): iron ion binding; oxidoreductase activity
Source: RefSeq, a predicted model, not a curated record
AAAAGAAAAAUACCAAAAUUCUUCUCUCAAUUGAAUGUAUCGACUCUACUCUCUCAAUCUCUCUCUUUCGUGCUUAUAACAAUUCUCCUCUCAGUCACUGCUUCAAUGGAGGACCCAACAAGCGACUAUGGCAGGCUCUUCAUGGACGACGCCGACCUCUACAACCGCAUUGUUCUCGGCUCCCUCUUGCCGCACACCUUCUGGGUCUCACUCCCUCGCUUCCUCCAAACAUGGCUCCGCAACUACAUUGGUGGCGUCCUUCUCUACUUCAUCUCCGGCUUCCUCUGGUGCUUCUACAUUUACUUUUGGAAGCGCAACGUCUAUCUCCCCAAAGAUUCCAUUCCGUCACGUAGAGCCAUGCUCUUGCAAAUAUCUGUUGCUAUGAAAGCGAUGCCUUGGUACAGUUUGCUUCCAACUAUUUCUGAGUACCUGACAGAAACUGGCUGGACUAAGUCCUUUCCCAGAAUAUAUAAUGUUGGUUGGGUUUCCUACAUUGUGUGUUUAGCAAUUUAUAUGACUAUUGUAGAGUUUGGUAUUUAUUGGAUGCACAGAGAACUGCAUGACAUAAAACCACUCUACAAAUAUCUUCAUGCUACCCAUCACAUCUACAAUAAACAGAACACUCUCUCCCCAUUUGCUGGUUUGGCGUUUCACCCUCUUGAUGGGAUCCUUCAGGCACUACCGCAUAGCCUUGCUCUGUUUGUUGUCCCAAUCCAUUUUACUGCACAUUUAGCCCUCAUAUUCAUUGAGGGUAUUUGGACUGCAAACAUUCAUGAUUGCAUUCAUGGAAAAGUGUGGCCUGUUAUGGGUGCUGGUUACCACACCAUUCAUCAUACCACUUAUCGGCAUAACUAUGGCCAUUACACCAUAUGGAUGGAUUGGAUGUUUGGGACACUUCGCGACCCCGAGGAGGAUGAAGACAAGGCGAUGUGAUGUGUUAAAUUGCAGACUUGCAUUGACAUUGAUGCUCUUCAUUGGUUAUCUUGUCAAAAUGUGGUUCUUGGCCAUGUAAAGCAUAAAGGUUGUGUUCACUGUAUUUUUUUCUUGUGCCCAUCACAAGGUGAUGUUAGAAAUUAGAGAGACAGGGUUAAAGGGGGGAGGGGGUUCCCUGUAUCUGAUUCAAUGUUUACUGUGUAUACCACAGCUUGUGUGGUUGAGAUUAAUUUCUUUCUCAAAUUGUGUGGUAGAGUUUGAGAUGAUAAUGCAGUUUUCUCCAUGAUGCCAGGUUUCAAGGUCUCA